Messenger RNA from Westerdykella ornata, 1499 nucleotides. RefSeq lists its product as uncharacterized. Lineage: Eukaryota; Fungi; Ascomycota; Dothideomycetes; Pleosporales; Sporormiaceae. The transcript has a single exon. The record is from RefSeq and is a predicted model, not a curated record. Bases 435 to 1280 code for a protein of 281 amino acids.
GUCCUGUUGAAGAAGAUUCAUCUGUGUUCGAAGCGGUCGGCGUUGUCCCUCAAGGAACAGUUAUCCAAGUUUCUUCGCGGAAUGAUAAAUGAGCAGGCGUAUCGGCUCAAAAUAUUUUCCUUCGAAUCAUGAUCAGUUGAUAAUAGAUCACGUUGUGCACUCAGUUCAAUCGUAUAUUCCCUUUGCUUGUCCUGCCCCUUAAUGCGUUGUGCUUAUGGUCUUUAACUUGUUCGCUUUCAUCAUUUAUUUUUCUGUGCAUCUGGAGUCGUCUGUCGCUUAUAGAUUCCAAGUUCGUCCUCUUGUUUCACGCUGUCACAGGGCUCCUUCCCUGAAACGUUGAAAGCUUCGUAAAGCUUGGCACGAUCACGACGUCUUACCUUUUGUGCAGAUCUCAAAUUCGAUCAUCACCCACCACCUGAAAUUCAGCAUGCAUCAUGGGGCUCUCCCGCCGUGUACUCGUUAUCGUUACAUCGGUACUUCUUUUGUUCGUGGUGGCCAUCUCCCUCGUUGCAGCGAUUGAGGUCAGAAGCUCUCCGCGAAAGAUCAUACCCAUACUUCAAGUGCAGGCGCAGCAAGCCGGAAAGUCUGAUCGCGAGUCUGUCAAGGGAAAGGCGAAAAUCAAUGGUUCCGAUUUCGACCGCGCAGACAUCUAUCCUGCGCCAACUGUAUAUUUGACGGCGGAGCCAACACCGGUGCCGACAACGCCGCUCAUGACGACAUCCAUAUUUUGGAGCAGCAUCAACGACGAAGAUGGGAUGAUAGGGCGGAGUAAAACGGCGCCAUUACCCUCGACGAGUGUUGUCGGGAAACCCAGCAGCAGAGUCAAGUCAUCACUUCCCUCUGCUCCGACGGGGCUACCUGGCGCAUCACCCCCUCCAACAAACCCCCAGCUGCCGAUAGUGGCAAUGACAUAUACUGGAUCAAGUGGCCCGCAACACUGUCGUGGAGAACUGAUAGCACGGGUAGACUUCCCACUGCCUCCUUCGGCGUACAAGAACGGCACCUGCAUCAACCUUCCGGCUAUGGCUCGCUGCGGUGUAUUUUUCGCUUACAAGGAAGCCGGAUGCGAGGCCGAUCUGUUCAAUGCGGAUGACUGCUUGAAGACGACAACGACGUAUGUGAACACCGUUGUGUUCAUGCCUGAGGAGAGAAGCGUUGGCGCCUAUUGGAAGAGCAUGAAGAUCAGAUGCGGAGUCGAGGCACCUGAGGCGAAGCUUUUGGAUCCCGCACUGCUGGAGGGCUUGGUCAAGAACCCAACAGCAAAAACAGGGACGCCGUAAGAGGUUGCAGUCAUGUGUCGAUGUCCAUAAGGCCAGGAGGUUUUCCACGCCGGCCAGCAGUGCAUCCCCAGAGCCCCAGUAGACCCGGGACUUCAUCUGGAAAGCCCUCACUUCAUCCACGGAUCUGCUAUGGCGUACCAAUCGUAUCUGCCGCUAUUAGCAGCGCAAGGUUCAGUCACAGCUCAACUGAGGUGGCCGGCUUGGCAGUGAAUGCCUCGU